AUUUGUAUCAAAAAAAAAUGUUAAUGCGUUCGUGAUUCGUGAUCAAUUUCUAUUAGAAAAACAUAAAAAUAACAUCUCGCACCUAUUGCACUUGCCAAAUAAUGUGCAAGGACGUAACAUUAUUGCAGUUUGAACUUGUGUGAAGCUGAACACUGAGGCUUGUCUCUAUAAAAUAAUAUCAUAAACCUUAAAAUGGAAAUUUUGGAAAGAAUCUACCUCAACUUGAAAAGGCAGGUCUCUCCGUACUUGCCGGCAUCUGUACAACACUCAGUUGACUUGGUACACAAAUCUGUUGGAAAUAUAAGACUGCCUCCACUGAACAAGGAAAAUGUUCUAUAUUUUUAUAUGCCAGUGCAAGGUUUGGUCAGUUACACAACCCUGUCUAUCACUGUUAUGAACCCGCAUUUGAUGGUGAGGUUAUUUCCUAGAAGAGAUAUCACAGAUGUGUUGUUCCUGUCGGCGGGCGGCGGCGCGGGGCUGUGGCUGUGGGCGCGGCCGCACAUGGCCGCCGCGGCGCCCGCCAGACGCUUCUCCUGGGCCUUCCUCGGCGGCACCCUGUGGCCCCUCGGCUCCAUCUUCCUAUGGGCCAUCCUUAGAAGCUCAGUCGGACAAAAACCACUAAUCGGCACAGUUCUUGGCAUCACCACUGGAGCUAUGCUUACCAACAUAGCUAUGGACUAUUUCCGUUAUGUGGAACUCAUGUUCUGUGGAGAGAUUCACCUACCUGACGAGCCCUACAGCCCUAACAGUGAUGAUGAAAAAUAUGAUAUUGAUGUUUAGAUUUCAGUAUACAUGCAUUGUAUUACUCACAAUAAGCUUUUGCUAUAUAAAUGUAAAUAUUGGAUGUCUGAGGAUUAUAAAAGACAAAUAAAUUGAUUUGUUAUGGUUAAGGAUAAGGUACUUAUGUAUUGAUAACUAUUGUGUGAAUUCUGAGCUCUGGGUUGUGCUUAUCAGUUCAUCUGUUCACCAUAAUUUUGAUGAGUUAACAUUGAAAUAUUUUUUGUGGUUGGUUGACCAAGACAUUGCUUGGUAAAUGAAGAUGAACUGAUAAAUAUUGCCCAUAAUGCAAUUUAUGAUAUUAUAGGUGUAUUAAUAGACACUUCUUGUAUAAAUUUACAUGUCUAGUCCUUUCACUGCAGUGCUUGAAUAAAUAUACACUGGUGUUAAA
This is a messenger RNA of Plutella xylostella (diamondback moth), 1168 nucleotides long. RefSeq lists its product as uncharacterized. Lineage: Eukaryota; Metazoa; Arthropoda; Insecta; Lepidoptera; Plutellidae. The record is from RefSeq and is a predicted model, not a curated record.